GCUGACUCCGAAUUUACUCCGAAUUAACUCCGAAAUUACCAACAAUCAAUCACAAUGCGCACGUUUAAGCGCGGAUUUUACUGUGCGGAUCUCUCGCUUCGCUAUCCGUACCACGAAUGCACGAUCACGGUGCCCAUGCUACUCGUGAUGAUGCUCCUAAUGCCCAUGCUCUUCAUCAGCGUGGUGGAGAUCAUGCGCAUCUGUCGCCAUCUGCGCAUGCGGCAAUAUCUGCGCAAUUUGUGGCGAGCGCAGGCAACAUUCAGCUUCGGCUUCAUCGCCACCUAUCUGACAACGGAGCUGGCCAAGCACGUGGUGGGUCGACUGCGUCCGCAUUUCUACAGUGCCUGCCAGCCGCGACUGCACGACGGCACCAGCUGCUCGGAUGCCCACAAUGCCGAUGUUUACGUGCAGCAAUUCUACUGCAGCAAUCGCAAUCUAUCGACGCAACAGUUGCGCGAGCUGCACGUUAGUUUUCCCAGCGCCCACAGCAGUCUCAGCUUCUAUUCGAUGUGUCUGCUGGCCUUCUAUGUGCACAGUGUGUGGCAGGGACGCGGCAGUGUGCGCGUCAUGAGGCACAUUCUCCAGUUUCUGUUGCUCAUGGCCGCGUUGUAUGUCUCGCUGAGCCGUGUGGCCGACUAUUGGCACCAUUGGUCCGAUGUCUUGGCUGGUGCCGUGUUGGGCGUUGUCUAUGCCACAAUCACGGCCAUUUAUGUGGGCGAUCUGUUGCAUGCACGGCCGCCGCACAACGUUAAUCCCGUUGCACUCGGCUACGUGUGUGCGCCAACCAGUUGCUGCUGCAGUUGCCACCACCAGCGCCAUCUUAAUCAUAAUCACCAUCAUCAUCAUCAUCACCAGCUCCUGGGUGAGAAUAAUAAUUCGACGACGUCCACAAAGGUGCAUUUCUUGGCUGCCGCCGCCGCCGCUGUGGCAGCCACACCGCACCACACCGAUUGUGGGCAGCACCACAUUGAGGUAGACGACAAUAUCGAGAUCGACAUCGACGACAGCAGAGACGAUCGCGACGACUGCGACGACGAUGACGACGGCAGCAGCAGCAGCGACGCUGACGUUGACUACAAGCUGCCCACAACGCGUAAUCCGACGCCGUCGCCACCGCCCCCGCCACCGCAUUCUGGAACGCUGAGCUUGCCAAAUGCGGUCUAAGAAAGAGAAAGAGAAGGAGAAGGAGAAACUUAUCUGUUUUGGAUUUGGUGGGGUAAAUGCCCAUUGUGCAUUACGACAAAAUUUCGACAAUUUUUCCAUUUAGAAAUCGAAGCAAAACACCGAAAAAAACCAAGAAAAAAAAAAUGUGAUAAGCGCGCGGCGCAACUCUUUUUACCUGAUAUGCACAGUAGAGUAGACCAUGCUCAGACCAAGUACUCUGCAUGAUUUACGAAAUCCAAUGCCUCAAGACACGAGCACACACAUUGUGCAACACUCUGUGCGGUGCUGUGUGCUGUGGUGCUGUGGUGCAACAGUCUGGCAACGCUGCGGGCGCGCACAGUGGUCACGAAACGUGUUGUGGGCCAGCAGAAGCAGAAAAAGGCAAAUCUUGCACAUUAAAUUAAAAGAAAAUUUAAUUUGAUUUGGCAGUGGCAACGACGACGACGACAACAACGAUGACGACGACUUUGGCGUAUCUCUUGCCCCGUCUAUCUGCCUCGUCUUGUGGCUACUACGGCGGCCGGGCGCUUGUUUUGUUUGUAAACAAAGCCGCAGUCACGUCGCAGCCGCCUCUUUGAAGUGCCAACAACAACAACUUGCUUCAAUCAGCUGGCACAAUCUGCAGCUGCAGUCGCCGUCAACUGCGACUGCGACUGCGACGUCGAAGUUGCUGCAUAGUUUUCAUUGCUUGCGCAGAGAUAAGGCCUUAUAAAUAAUGAACAAAUUACAAAUAAAAAAACAAAAUCUGAAAACAAUAUUAAAA
Molecule: messenger RNA, 1927 nt
Organism: Drosophila sulfurigaster albostrigata
Lineage: Eukaryota; Metazoa; Arthropoda; Insecta; Diptera; Drosophilidae
Product: putative phosphatidate phosphatase
Exons: 1
Coding region: 55-1164 (369 amino acids)
Biological process (GO): phospholipid dephosphorylation; signal transduction; phospholipid metabolic process
Molecular function (GO): phosphatidate phosphatase activity
Source: RefSeq, a predicted model, not a curated record